UGCAUUGAGGGGGUCUCAUUGCAAAAAUAUAGGAAAAUGAAGUUGCAACAAGUACGGAUGAUUUACAAAGGUUAUUGUAUGUUGGCAUUUAUUUGUCUGAUACAUCCAUCUAUAAGCUCUGUCAUUAAGGACUCUGUAAAAUGUACAGAGGGUUUUGUAGCUGUUGAUGCCGACGAUUGUGCCAGCUAUUUUCAGUGUCUCGAUGAUGAAACUGUGCACUUUAAUUGUCCCAAUGGGAGUUAUUUUGAAAAAAAUAAUGAGAUAUGCGUGGUGGACGAGCUUGGUGUCUGCCCUACAUCUCGAAGAAAAUGUUUCAAUGGAGAUCUUUUUGAGGAUUCUAAGGAUUGUGUGACAUAUUUUAGAUGCCUUCAUGGAAACCUGGUGAGGGAAAGGUGCCCUGAUGGAAGUUUCUUUAAUGGAAUAUCAAAAAGUUGCCGCAUGGAUCAUAGAGGGUCCUGCAAAUCUCAGAGGGAAAUAUGUGUGGAGGGAGAACUACAAGCGGAUUCGGACGAUUGUGCAGGAUAUCUGAAUUGCAUCGGUGGAGUCGUUGUAAAGGAAAAGUGCCCCAGUGGUAGCUACUUUGAACCCAUUUUUAAACUCUGCCAGCUGGAUGAGAAUGGUGUCUGUUCAUCUCCAUCAAGUGAGUGCAAUGAAGGUGAAGUGCAGGUGGACCCCACUAACUGCGCUGGUUAUCUUAACUGUCAGAAUGGAAAACUUGAAACUAAAAGCUGUCCCAGUGGCAGUUACUUUGAACCCACUUAUAAAGUCUGCACCGUUGAUUUAAAUGGAGUGUGUGUUGAGCCUCCAGCUAAAUGCACUGAAGGGCUGCUAAACUUGGAUCCCAAUAACUGUGCAGGAUAUCUAAAGUGCAUAAAUGGAGAAUUCGUGGAGGAGAAGUGUUCUAGUGGAUCCUUCUACGAUCCAAAGUUGGAAACCUGUUUAGUGGACAGUCAGGGUGUUUGUGUCACUAAGAUCAAACAUUGUAUUGAAGGAGUUCGGGAAGAAGAUCCUCAGAACUGUGCUGGAUACACUCAAUGCAUUCAAGGUAAAACCGAAAAUCUCAAAUGUGCUUUUGGAAGUUAUUUCAACGAGACUCAUGGAGAAUGCAUCCUUGAUUUGGUAGGAGUUUGUGUAAAGUCAGAUGACGAAGUUGACAUUGUCGAAGUAGAACCUCCAUAUUCGAAAAGUACUGUUGCUGACCUCGACCGAGAAACUGAAAGUACUACUGAUGAUGAAUCUACGGAAACCACUAUUGCCAAUUUGAUUCGAUAUGCGGAAAGACUUGUAGUUGACUUGAGUUUCGACAUGGAGGAUGUACAACCUCAAUAUACGGAAAGAACCACUGACAUCGAGCAGCAAACUGAUAGUACUACUCCUGAUCAAGGAACGGAAACUACAACUGCCAAUUUUCUUCGAUAUACGGAGAGUACUGCAACUGACUUGCCUGGCUAUACAGAGGGUCCUGAGUAUGCAGAAAGAACUUCAACCGACUUGUCUGGUUAUACAGAGGGUCCUGAACAUGGCGAAAGAACUUCAACCAACUUGCCUGGUUAUACAGAGAGUCCUGAACAUGACGAAAUAACUUAUACAGAGGGUCCUGAAUACGCAAAAACAAAUAUUGCAGAAAUUCAUAUUGCCAAUUUGCUUCAAUAUACGGAAAGUACUACAUCCGAUUGGCCCCUAAUAACGGAGAGUAGUCUUGCUGAUUUGCUUGAAAAUCAAUAUACAGAGAGUACUGUUUCCGAUUGGCAAACUACUGAUUCUGCUUUGCAGUCAUCCACUUUCAAUGAGAUCAGCAGUCCUGCUGAAUUGCUUGAAUAUCAAUAUACAACGAGUACUGUUUCCAGUUGGCAAACUACUAAUUCUGCUUUGCAGACAUCCACUUCCAAUGAGAUCAGCAAUUCAAUAGGAAAUACAAGUACUAUUAUCCCUGAUAGUGCAUUUUGUAUUGAAUAUUCUCUCGAAGAAGAUCCCGAAGAUUGUGCUGGAUACAGACAAUGCAUUCGAGGUGAGAUUAAGAAAGUGAAAUGUGACCAGGGCAAAUACUUUAAUAUUACACAAGGAGAUUGCCUUAUUGACGUGAAUAAAGUAUGUGACCAGUUAAAGAAGGAAGAUCAGGAUCAAUUUGCAAAGAUAAAUGUUACUGAUUCCCCAACUACUAUAUCCGUUCUGGAGACUACCACUCCCUAUGACCCAUUUGCAAAAUGCACAGAAGGAAGGCUUAAAAUGGAUCCCAACAACUGUGCAGGAUACCUUAAUUGCUCAGAUGGAGAACUGAAGGCGGAAAACUGUCCCAGUGGCUUCUACUUCGAUCCCAAAUUGAAAAUAUGUUCGGUGGAUAUUAGGGCUACUUGUAUCACCAACAUUAAGUUUUGCGUCGAAGGAGUUCGUGAAGAGGAUCCCAAUAAUUGCGCUGGAUACAGACAAUGCACUCAAGGUGUGGUCGUAAAUCUUAAAUGUCCCAAAGGAAAAUACUUUAAUGUGGCCGAACGAGGUUGCCUUGCUGAUGAGCAUAAAGUUUGCGUUAAGAAUGGGGAGGACUAUUACCCGGAAGAAGUUCUACUUGACGAUUCUGCUCCGCCGAUGUUCUUACCAGAGCCAACCUGCAGUACCUACAAGAAUGGAGUGUGUGCUGAUCCACUUGAGAAAUGCUUCGAAGGACAGCUGAAACUAGAUCCAAAUAACUGCGCAGGGUAUCUAAUAUGCAAAUAUGGACAACUAGUGCAGAAACUAUGCCCCUAUGGCUCCUACUUCGAUCUCUCAACAAAGUCCUGUUUGGUGGAUAGGAGGGGUAUUUGUGUCACGAAUAUCGAAAUUUGUGAAGAAGGAGCUCGCGAAGAAGACCCCCAGGACUGCGCUGGAUACAGACAAUGCAUUCAAGGAGAUGUCGAAAAUCUUAAAUGUCCCCCUGGUAACUACUUUAAUGUGCCCCAAAGAGAAUGCCUUGUUGAUGUAGAUAAAGUCUGUGAGCAGACAGAAUAGAAAUUUACAAUCUAG
This is a messenger RNA of Drosophila suzukii, 2997 nucleotides long. RefSeq lists its product as uncharacterized. Gene Ontology annotation, cellular component: extracellular region. Gene Ontology annotation, molecular function: chitin binding. The record is from RefSeq and is a predicted model, not a curated record. NCBI's taxonomy places the organism in Eukaryota, Metazoa, Arthropoda, Insecta, Diptera, Drosophilidae.